AUUUGAUAGAUUUUCACCAAAAAAUUUGGUUCUGACCACAGGGAAACUAGGUUUCCAAUUCAGAAAUUAUAAUUUGGCGGUAGCGAGAGACAACGUGAUCGGCAAGGAUAUUCUCAGAUUUGGAUGUUUCACUAUUGAAAAUGUUUUGGGGUAUAACCCUGGAACAUGGGAAAGUCUAUAGUCAAAUUGUGGAGAUGCCAUUUCACAUCUCGAUGGCAGCACUUGGGUUGACAAAUAUAAAAUCCGAAGCAACAACAGUAAUGGUUGAGAGUGACAAGGCAGAAUAUGCUCUAUGUACAUUACAAGCUGGGAAAAUCCCACAGCAAGCACUUGAUCUCAAUUUCACUGAAGGAGAAGAAGUAAAAUUCUUUCUUGAAGGGGAUGGAGGAGAUGUUCAUUUAACAGGAUACUUGCUGGAAACACCACGUGAGUAUGAAUAUGAAGAAGAAGAUGAUGAGGAUCUAGACGGCAUGCUAAGUAGUGAUGACGAUUCUUCUUCGAUGGAGAGCAACCAAGAAGGGAAUGAUGAAAAGGAUGAUUCAUGUGACGACGCACAGGGAGACAAGAUUAAGAAUGACGUAAAAGCUGAAAUCGAUGAUGACGAGGAUUAUAAAGAAGGAAAAAGUUCAUCUUGUAGCAGUGACGAUUCAAAUGAUUCGGAUAUCAUCGAGAAGAGCUUAUCAUGGCAGGCUGCUUUAGUAGGAGAUUUAGACGAUGAAGAUGCAGAUUCAGACAGCGAAGAUAAUGAAUGGAAACCAACCCAGAAGAAAUCUCCCCAAAAAUCUGGAAAGAAUGCCAUUAAGAAGAAGAAGAAGGCAAAUCCUCAGAAGUCAAGGACAAAGAAACCUAUUAGCCAGACUCUUUUAGAUCUUAUGGAUAUGGACGAUAGUGAUGACGACAGCGAUAGUGAUAAGGACUGGGCUCCAACUUCAGAUGACGUAGAUGAUGGCAAUGGUAAUGUAAAUACAGGUUCGAAGGAUAGUAGUCUAAACGGAGAUCAUAAAAGUUAACAAGGUUCAUUAGCUAAUAAGACUAAGUUUUGUCAAUUUUAUCGGAAGAUUAGCAUCCGAGGGUUAUUGUUAGGGAUGCAGAUCGCGUAAGGUGCAUUCUAAAAGAGCACAUUGCGGAAAUAAAUUCAGUCAAAGACAGGUCAAGUUGCAAAUUCAUGUACACUGGUGUUAUUGCAGACAAGUACUGUCGUCUCAAACAGGUUUAUCAGUAGUUUUGAAAUACUUAGGCUUCUAAGCAAAGUUUGUAUUGACUCUUUAGUAACUUGCUUGUUUAAAGCAUUGCGGGUGUUCCUUACAUAAGGGUAAAUUUUAAUGGUUCAUGAUCUAGUAUGGUCACAAACCAUUAAGAACAAUUAACAGUUAUGAAAACUGGUUGAUAAUUGAAGCUGCUUGCUUCCCGCGAUUGCUAAGGAGUUGCUUUUUAAAGCUGGAAUAUUUUACGACGGCCUGUUUUUUCGUAAUGUUGUUGCUUUGUUCUGCCUACUUUGGCUGAACAGUGGGAAAAAUUCCUAUAAACUAUUUUCUGGUAACAAACUACAUGUAUGUCAUUCGUUACCUGUCAAAUCAAACUAGAGCGUGCUACUUCUUAAAAAGGUAGACAAAGAACGUCAAACCGCCAUCUUGUAUUUCUUUAUAGUAUCUGAUUUUAUGUAAAGAAAACAUUAAUUUUGUCCCUUCCAUUUAAUAGUUAGUUAGCAUAUGUUCUGGUACCCUUCCUAAUUUCACCAAAAAUUACUUACAUCUGCGCACUACAAUCUUUUUUGACUUUACCAUAUUUUUUGGUAGUGCUUAUUCUGUCCUUGCAAUUUCCUUUCAUUUGUUAAUCCGUUGAUCUUAUGUUUAUUAGCUAUUUGUUGGACUAGCUUCAGCAAAUUGUUCAUCUCUCUUUGUUUUAUUUUGGGUAAGUUCAUCUGCCACUAUUGCUAUCCCUUAGAACAACUUCGUUCACCCUUCUUUCGUUUUUUAGUUCCCAUUAAAAUUUCAAAAACGUUUUUAUCCUACUAGUUUUUCAUAUUUUAAUGUAGAUUUGUUCAAAUUUGCCCGUGAAAUUUUACCAGUGGA
Molecule: messenger RNA, 2072 nt
Organism: Rhopilema esculentum
Lineage: Eukaryota; Metazoa; Cnidaria; Scyphozoa; Rhizostomeae; Rhizostomatidae
Source: RefSeq, a predicted model, not a curated record